Molecule: messenger RNA, 2826 nt
Organism: Ceratitis capitata (Mediterranean fruit fly)
Lineage: Eukaryota; Metazoa; Arthropoda; Insecta; Diptera; Tephritidae
Gene: Fbxl7
Product: F-box/LRR-repeat protein 7
Exons: 5
Coding region: 201-2420 (739 amino acids)
Biological process (GO): SCF-dependent proteasomal ubiquitin-dependent protein catabolic process
Cellular component (GO): SCF ubiquitin ligase complex
Molecular function (GO): protein binding
Source: RefSeq, a predicted model, not a curated record
UAUAUGAGAAAAAGUGCAAAAAAUGCAGUAGCCGCAAUAAUUGCCAACAACAGCAACGACAACAAAUAGGAGAGAAGGCAUAAGUAAAUGCAUGCAGUACAGCGUCAUCAUCUUAACUGAAUUCCAACGCGCUGUUUGUCGUUGUUGUUGUUAUUCAAACAACAUCUCCCAUUUUUAUAUUCAUCAUUGUCACCCUCAGCAUGUCACAUCCAAAUAAUCGGCGCUCACAAGCGCCUACAAGUCUUGAAUGCCCGCUGGCUUCGCUGGGACGCAAUAGCAGUGGCGUCAUCGACUCACUGACGGGGCAUCACCAACCGCCAUAUCACCAUCCCCUCAGUUCCAGCCCACUCGAUCCGCAGGUUUAUCAAAUGUCACGUAAAUCGCCAGACCUAAGCAUCGAUGCAGACGAUAUCAUCUAUACGCCUUCGGCCUCGCAGCAGGGUGAGGCGGUCGAUGGGCUGCUCAAUGAGUUGGCUAACAUUGAAGAAAAUGUAGAAUCCACUGGCACUGCUGCAUCCGCUAUGAACGCAACGGUACAACGUAAUCACACACUGCCCGAAAUGUACCAGCUGCCGCAUAGUAGCGCCCAUGGUGGUGGUGGUGGUGGUGGGGUUGCGUCAAGUGGACAUAUAAGUAGACAUCAGGGCGGACGUUGUAGUGUGCCAACGGUGUCGAGUGGUAUGAACGGAAAUGGCUCACGCAGCGUGCAAUAUUUCUUAGAGAAGAAAAUGGAUGCGCUGUACUUGGAUAAUGCGAUACGCGCGCUACCGCUCGGCUCAGAGGCGCGUCAUUUCGAAAGUGAACGGUACUUCCUCGAGGACGGUCUACGCAAUAUGUGUACUUAUAAUAAUGGCGCUGAACGACUAGCAGAACCACACUAUAUGCGCCACCACACAUCCAGUCCCAGUGAGACAAGCGGUUCCGAUCGUUAUCUGCUAAAUCGCACCGGUUCGCCGACGGAUGCUUUCAAUUCGUCGAAUCGUUUGGAAAAUUUUACCAACUCGGGCAACAAUGUUGCGACACCUAACCUUGCACUUGAUCAACGUUUCCAUCAUACCAAAGUGAAAAGUCUGUCCGAAGGUCUCUGCAACCUCGGUCGGUUCUCACCUAGUCUAGAUCAAGGUUACGCCACACUUGUUUCACCUUCGCCAACGGGUCAUCAUCCGACCACCAUCACUACCCACGGCAUUGUGCAUCAUCCGCCACCAUCCAAUACUACAUUAACGGCUGUGACGCGCACUCGUCACGACAAUGUUGCGCCACCACCGUGGAAUAAGAAGACCUUCAGAUCGGGUCCGCUCUUCGAUCGUUUGCCAGACGAUGUGGUUUUAAAGAUUUUCGAGUGGUUCGACAGUUGUGAGUUGUGCAAUUUAGCGCGAGUGUGUAGACGGUUUGAUCAACUCGCCUGGCGGCCAACACUUUGGAAGAUGAUCUCGCUGAAAGGCGAACAUUUAAAUGGAGAUAAGACACUAAAGAUGAUUUUCCGCCAACUGUGCGGACAAACUUGCAAUGGCUCGUGUCCGGAAGUGGAGCGUGUUAUGCUCUCCGACGGCUGCAGAAUAUCGGACAAAGGUUUACAAUUGCUAACACGACGCUGCCCAGAACUGACACACCUGCAGUUGCAGACGUGUGUGCAGGUGUCCAAUCAAGCGGUACUCGAUGUACUGACGAAAUGUACAAACUUACAGCAUCUCGAUGUGACAGGUUGUAGUCAAGUGAUCAGUAUCAGCCCUCAUCCGAACAUGGAACAACCACGUCGUCUGCUGCUCCAAUAUUUGGAUCUUACUGAUUGUCUUAGCCUAGAUGAUAUAGGUCUUAAAAUUGUAGUGAAAAACUGCCCUCAGCUUGUUUACCUUUAUCUAAGACGAUGCAUAAAAAUCACAGACGCUGGCUUAAAAUUCGUGCCAAGCUUUUGCAUUGCCCUAAAGGAGCUCAGCAUAUCCGAUUGCAUUAAUAUCACCGACUUUGGCCUCUAUGAGCUGGCUAAACUUGGCGCUAUUCUGCGAUACCUCUCUGUGGCGAAAUGUGAUCGCGUCUCAGAUGCCGGUCUCAAGGUGAUCGCGCGUCGAUGUUAUAAGCUGCGUUAUCUGAAUGCGCGUGGCUGUGAAGCAGUCAGCGAUGAUUCAAUCACUGUCUUGGCACAUUCUUGCCCGCGUUUGCGUGCACUCGAUAUCGGUAAAUGUGACGUGAGCGAUGCAGGAUUGCGUGCACUAGCCGAAAGCUGUCCGAAUCUUAAGAAACUCAGCCUACGGAAUUGUGAUAUGAUAACCGAUCGAGGCGUACAGUGUAUAGCAUAUUACUGCCGUGGUCUGCAACAACUAAACAUACAGGAUUGUCAGAUAUCAAUCGAGGGUUAUCGGGCGGUUAAGAAAUAUUGCAAACGCUGCGUUAUAGAACACACAAAUCCAGGGUUCUGUUGAGCACUGAAAAGAUGCGAAGCGCAAAGGAGAAUCGUGAGAUAAAGAAAAGAGGCAAUAUAAUUUACUAUAGAAGUGUUGAUAUGUUAUAUGUAUGUAUAUAUACGAGUUUAGCUUAAUUUUUUGUUUUGGCAAUAAAAAUUAAUAACCGGAAAUGAAAAUGCAGUCUAGUAAAAAUGCUGAGGACAAGAUUUCUUAUGUAUAUUUUUUAUCUAUUUUAUCUUCGAAACUCUAAAAACUCAACUCUGGGCGUUUAAAAUUUCGUACGAGUUUUAAGAAAAAAGGGUCUCGUUCCAUUAAUAUACUCUAGUUAACUGCUAAUAAAUACUCAAAAAGCUUGGCUUUUCAAUUUUAAAACAAUUGUUUAAUGCAUUUAAAAUUAUUUGAUAAUUUUAAUUCAUACUUAAGC